This is a messenger RNA of Tricharina praecox, 1314 nucleotides long. RefSeq lists its product as uncharacterized. The record is from RefSeq and is a predicted model, not a curated record. Lineage: Eukaryota; Fungi; Ascomycota; Pezizomycetes; Pezizales; Pyronemataceae. The transcript is spliced from 4 exons. Bases 1 to 1152 code for a protein of 383 amino acids.
AUGCGGCUGUCAGCUCAUCAAUCUUCGAGUAGAAAAGAAACACGCAACCACGACGAAGCACGCUCGCACCCAAAGUUUUUACGCCCAGCAAUGGCCGACAUCAUUCCCGCUGGCUCCUACGUAAUCCGCCUUAUAGGCUCGGGCAAGGUUCUGUGGUCCGCCGGAACCACUGGCACGGGGGUGAAAGUCGGGGUCCGCAACGAGGGGAACCCCCAGUACCGCGAGGACCAAACUUGGUACAUCGAACCCAUCCCGGAGCAGCACGAGUUCUUCGAUGAGAACACUCCGACGCUUUACACGAUAACCCGACUGGCAUCCGGGAGCUCCCUGGACGCCCCCGAUCUAAAGAGAGACGGCCGCCUCUGGACCUACAAAUCGCACGGUGCGCCAUGGCAGCUCUGGAGACUUGUCGAGGUGGCGGAUUGCGAUGAUCGCAUGCACUACAACAUCAUCAACGAGUUCUCGGGCCUGGCACUCGACAGGUCCAUUGAAAAGGACAAGACCGAGCGCAUAACCAUGUGGGAUAACAAGAACAAUGCAAAUCAAAAAUGGGAGCUCGUGAUCCCCGUGUCCUCGGUACCGAUAGGCUGGCACCAGUUGAGAAACGUCGGCACCGGCCACAUCCUGAGCCAUUCCUACCCGUCAUCCCUCCCGAUCCUUAUCUCUCCCACCGAACCCAAGCACACGUCAAACUACUACGAGACGUGGAGAACACAGUGGGCGAUAAUCCAUGGCCACGGCUUCAAUGGUGGUGCCGCGGUCGGGUCUUUCCAGAUCAGGAACCGGUUUACGGGUGGGUUCCUGCGUCCUCGGGGCAGCAAGAGCCCGGCGAUUUCGAAGACGAUGGAAGAAACCGUCAAUGGGUGGCAGACGUCUUACUAUCGCGGUGAGAAGCUCUGGACACUGGAGCUCGACGGACGGAGGAACUGGAAGAUUGUGGAAGAGGCCACGGGAAACCUGCUGGGAGAGGCCGUGCUCAGGAGAUCCUUCGGUGGCGGAAACACUCUCGAAUGCUGCAGCAAACGGCCAAAUCCUCACACGAGCUGGGAGCUGAUACCGAUGCAAGAAGUUGAUGCUGCCGUGACCAUGCCGGGAACGGGCUCCCCACCUGUUUAUCCUUCCAAGAAUGUCAACCCGACUUUUGCACCGUAGCUUGGCCUGUGGAGAGCAUCGCAAUCGACAUGCAGAACUCUCGGUCCGGUCUGGAAUGGGGGUUUUCUGGAUAUGUCGUGCACAGGUGCGGGUAUAACUGUUAUAAGAUCGAAUGGGAAACGACGAUAGCGGGCAAUGUCAAUACACUCUAUACAAACUGAG